AAAAAUAGGUGAUAAUUUUAAAAAAUGGAAAGAGAAUCGUAUGGCUGAAUACCAAAAAGAACUUGAAAAACAAGAACAAGAAAUGCAACGUGUAAAAGUACCCAAAGUAGAAAUGGCAAAAAUUCCAACUAAGACGCAAAUGUUAACUGAACCAAAAAAAACGGUACGACGAUUAAAAUCAUCACAAGAAACGGAAGCAAUAAAUGCCAUUCCAAGUUUUAUUACUGAAUGUCGAACGAUAAGUUCAAAAAAAAAUUCCUCAUCGGGAACAAAAAUGGAAGUGGAAGUAAAGAAAAAUUUUGGAACUACAAAAGAAAAUACUCCCAAAAAUGCUCCUAGUAAUUGCACAUCAAAAUUUGCGGAAACAACUGCUACGGAAGUGUCAACGAAGUCGCAGUCAUCAACAAUGGAUCAUCAUUUGAUUGCAUCAUCAAAUAUUGAAAAUAAUUCGGCAUCAAACGUUGAAAUUUUCAAGAAACAAGGGAUGAAAUCGGAUCCGGUUGUUGCAAAACCCCGGAAGAUAUUAGGAAAUACUGAAAAUCGAGAAAUGCGAAAGUAUGGUACCAGAAAUAAGACGCAAGAAUUGAUGAACUUUGUUAAAGAGAAAGAAACGAAUGAUGAAGAAGAGUCUAAAAUAUAUCGGCAGAAUUGCAUCCAUCGACGUAAUCGUUACAUUCGAAGACCAUUCGAUAUUGAUGUUUUGCUUGGUUAUGAUAAGGAAAAUAGCUUUGAACAAUUUGAAGCUCGUUUUGCUGCAUCAGGACGUGAUAAGAGACCAAUGAUUGAUAAGAGUGAUAAGAAAGCUAAGAAACGACGAAAAGAAAGCAAGAAAAUAUGGAUCAGCGAAUUACGAGAUAUUGACAAGAUUUAUAGGACAUCCGAACUACGCGAUAUAAUUAAUUCAGUGCGAGUUUAA
Acanthocheilonema viteae is the source of this 916-nucleotide messenger RNA. The record is from the annotation of a GenBank genome assembly. Lineage: Eukaryota; Metazoa; Nematoda; Chromadorea; Rhabditida; Onchocercidae.